UCACUUGAGCGUCGAAGGACAAACCGGGACCGUCCACAUUUCUCCACAGGGUCCUUUCAUCCCGCCUAGACCAUACGAAUGAAUCGCGAGUCAAGACCCACCGUGGUUCUCUACCUAGAGCUAUAAGGUACAAACAAUUGGAACCCACCGUGGGCCUAAUUUGUGAAUUCUUUUGUGAUUUUGAAGGCGAAAGGAAAUUUGAUCAGAGAAGAAAGAGGAAUCUGUAGUUUGGUUCUAAAUAACCUGUAUUCUUUUCAAGGAUUACGGGGAGAAUCUGCACUCGAAUGGAUUGAAGGCAGCAAGAACAACAAAUGAGCAACCGCGACAUUAAAAAUAAAGAAAUGACUCCAAAAAUUUCACAUAUGGAAUUCAUAUUAAGUGUUUUCUUGCCAUUAAGUGAUCUUCAUGGUUAAUUUAUCAUCAUUUGUAUCCCAUUUUUGUUCCUCAGAGCAUUUUAUGUCAUAUUAGGAUGCAUUCGUCGAUACAUGCGUUUUAAGCACAAAAUAGGGCACAAAAUUAACAAUUGAAGCUAGGAAGGAGGAUCACGGGGGAAGGGCAAAGAUCAUGGACGAGAAGAGGAGCCCGCGAUGAUCAGUUGUAGAUUGCGACCUCUGGAGCAAAGAUUGAUUCGGGCCUAAUUGUACAUGUUUUACCCCGUUUUCCUUAGGCGUUUGUGGAAAUUUCGCUCCUAAAAGGGUGUUUUUACGCUAGAUUUCUAGUGUUUUAGUGUGUUUCAGGAUUUAACAGGUGAAACCAGCCUCAGAGUCGAAAGUUGGACGAAAAGGAGCAAAAACCGGGAGAAAGGUUGAAAAAACGGCGAGUUCACGAUUUUCCUUGGAAUUUCACGGUCUGCUAAGACCAGUGUUAUUAAGAGCGUACCAAGCCGGUCGGCCGACCGCUAAAGCCGUCACCCGGGCGCAAAAUUGGCUCAGGCCAGUCAUUUAGCUGCUACGCUUUUAUGAAGCGGUCACUGAGCGGCCGAGGCGGUUAACCGUUCGAGCCUCUUGAACCGGUCGCUCAAUUUUCCCCUUACGGCCGUUCUAUUUAAUAAAAAAAUUGAAAAAGAAAAUCGAAAACGAAAGGCAAAAUCGUGGGGCUGGGAAAGAAAUCCUAACUCUAAUUCAGUUUUCGUCUUCGACUCUUUGUGAAUAGAGGGAGAAGAUGGCGCCAAACCCUGCCACCGUCAACACUUCCCGUCCUGGCUUCCCGUCGCCAUCUCCAGUCAGCGUAACAGCUCCCAGCUCACCAUUGCCAGUCUACGUCCUCGUCCUCUCUUCCUGUAGCAACUCCUCCGUUCCGUCGUCACUUCCCGUCCCGUCAUUUCCCGUCACUAUCGUCGCCAUCCCCAGUCCUUGUAGCCGCCCCGCUCCCGGCUCCCCGCUCGGGCAAGUUUUGGAAUUGUUAAGAGUUAAGAGUGCAAUUUACUAAUUUAGUUAUGGUUUACCAUGAUUAAGAAAUGUCGAGUAUUUAUACUGAUUGUUUAUUAGGUACCGAUUUUCUAACGGUUUAAUUCCUAUUAGACCGCUAAAGACCGAUUCGUUCACAUUAUCGGGUCAUACUCCGGUUCGCUUUUGGAAACAUUGGCUAAGACCAUGAAGAAGACCUGUUGCCCGUCAACAUCAAGGCGUCCAGGGCCAAAUCUCAAGUUAUUGCCGCUAAUUGAGUUCACGGUCACUAAGACUGUGAACUAGAGCUGUUGCGCAUGAACACAUGCAAGUGAAGCGGUGCGUUUCGGCGCCCAUCUUGAGUUCACGAAAGUGUUUCAGAGUUCACGGCAGUGAACUGAGGUUGUGAACUUAACUCGUUCCCUAUUUAAAAGACGAGCUGAAAGGUAGAGAGAGGGAGAGCCCAUUUGAGUGAGAAGGUGACUCGCUCCUAUCGUCACUCUAGAAAAUGGCCAAGUGUAACCACCUCCUAAAGCGUAGUAUAGUGGGUUUGAGUUCUAAUGUCAACCCGGAUCCUAAGUGUGAUGACUACUCCAUGAGUUCUUAUUAUUUAGCAGUGAAACUUUAGUGAAGAUCCAAACAAGCAAAGCAGUUAAAAGGUUAUUUUCAAGUCGAGAGAGGUCACCCGGAUAUGGUUCCCCCUGGACUACAGUCAAGCCAGAUUGUAAUUUACCAAGUUCAAGUUCAAUGAUAGUUAUACUACGGGAGGUUCUUAAACAGUCCGCAAUCUCGACUAAAGGGCUCCAGACCCUCUCAAUUUGACUCCCCAGCGGGCGACUAACCUCCACCGGAGUAAACAGAUUGAGGCCCUAAUGAACCAACCUCCACUACCGAAGUAAGUUCGGUACAGAAUAGUGAAUUGACUCCUUGACUAAAGUCGCCAAUUCACUACCUUCAAUCAAGGGUGCUCUAUCAACCUAGGCAGAUAUUCUCUUUCUAGGUUAAAGCAGAAACAACAGGAAUUUGAUCAGGAUUCAUGCCAUUCAACAAAUCAAACCUCAAUUGAACAUAAUCAUACCACCGAAUCUGUACUUGGGUUCAUACGAUCAGACCUAACAUACAAAUCUAGGGUUUUUCAUACCCAGGUGAAUAAGAAAGUUACUCCAUAGAGAGAGAUGGGAAAUCUAGCUCAGAUGCGGAAACCAUACUGUGAAGGAUGAGAAUCUGCUUCUGCCACUCAAUCAGCUCUUCUCCAAGCUCAAGCCGGGCUCCAAUAGUGAUGGAGAUCGAUCAAGGACACUUGCAGAAUCAGAUUCGUCACUUUCUCUCUCUAGGUAUCGCUUUUUCUAUCUAAAACUCGGAACCCUUCACUUUUGUCCUUCUUUUACCUUAAGAAGCUGUCUUCCGCGAUCCCUGGUCUGAAUACCCGGUCGGGUAUUUUGGGUGGAGACCGGGUAUCUUCAAAAUGCACCGUCGGGGAACAGGGGUUAAUCCCCGGCCUGGGCCAAGAAUACUCGACCGGGGAUUUAUUAUUACUGCCCGGGCCCCCUUCUGCUUCUCAAACGCCCGAAACAUGAAUUACCUGGUCUGCUCCAAAUAAUACCCGGUCGGGUAUUUCUGCUCAUGGCCGGGAAUUUUGCUCCUCCAGCACACUUCAACCCAAACGUGCUCCUUUUGACCCAAAACUUGUUUCUUCGCCUCGAUGCCAACGCUAAGUCUUGAAAUAUGACAUAAACGCACAACCUAGCGUGAAAUCGGCUUAAAACAUGAGGAUCAACAUCUCAAACGGCUCAAAAAUAGGGGUAAAAACAUGUGCAAUCAAUGGUCUAUCAAAUUCGCCCACACUUAACCGUUUGCUUGUCCCCAAGCAAACCUAACUCAAACCAAUGCAACUCUCCAGACCUCUAUAGCAACAAACAACCCAGAUCGUCGGUAGAGGAUUUUCUAGAUCAUAAAGCAGCUUACGAGGU
Molecule: messenger RNA, 3355 nt
Organism: Linum trigynum
Lineage: Eukaryota; Viridiplantae; Streptophyta; Magnoliopsida; Malpighiales; Linaceae
Source: the annotation of a GenBank genome assembly